Messenger RNA from Moesziomyces antarcticus, 5979 nucleotides. RefSeq lists its product as uncharacterized. Lineage: Eukaryota; Fungi; Basidiomycota; Ustilaginomycetes; Ustilaginales; Ustilaginaceae. Gene Ontology annotation, molecular function: phosphatidylinositol binding. The transcript is spliced from 4 exons. The record is from RefSeq and is a predicted model, not a curated record. The coding region runs from base 1 to 5979 and encodes 1992 amino acids.
AUGCAGGCCAGCCCGCACGUUUCGGUGGUCGCGGCAAAGUGGGGAGGAGCCGGGUGGAAUUUUGUGGAGCAAGCGAGCCGCGGCGAUCUGCAGUGCUGCGCGCGACAAAUUGGCACCCGCGGCCCGCUUUGGCGCAUUUCCGCUUUCGACAUCCGCUCUCGAACGUCCGCUUUCGCCAUUCCGCUUGGCACCGCACCGCACCGCACCGCACCACUUUCGGCUCCCAUCGAUCUAUGGGCACCAUCAGUGGCCAUUCCUUCGCUCUCCAUCCGUCCUGUCAGCCGUCUCCCGCACUACACGAAUCGGCCGUGCUCCACAUCCUCCCGCAUCACCACCACCAACGCCAUCUCUCACAACCCCAAAGAUACCCUCGUCACCUCUGCCAUCCGAGCGACAAAGAUGCGAAGACCCUUUGUCGAGCCAGGCCACCGCUCGGCGCGUCCCGGCAUCCGCCAUCGAUCGCGCUCCAACGGUCCGGAUCGAAAAGGCCGCGAUCCCGACACUCUUUCCCCCACCCGCGACGGUGAAAAAAGCCGUCCCGCACGCCUCGUCAGCGAAGGAGAGACCGACCAGGACGACUUCUUCAGCGACAACGACGACCAGGGUUUCGUCACACAGACUGACGAGAACGCCGUCACGGCAGCCGAAGAUGUAGACGAAGAGGACCUCGACGACCAAGAGGACAACGAAGAUGAGCGCACAGAGGCGCGUUCGAGCCGCUCCAAGCGCUCCAACCGCUCCCAAUCUUCCCUGCGUCCUGCUCCAGCCAUCCGCAGUCCUCAACUGGCCGAACAAGACGACGACGAAGACGGUGACGACGAUGACGACGAGCGCGGCACUCGCACUCCUCGCAACCGCAGCAGGAGCAAUCUAGCUGCUACCCCGCGCGGCCGACCCCGCGCCUACUCGCGCUCCAACAAACUCGCUCCAGAGGAAGAGGACUGGGCGCUUAAGGACGAGGCCAGCCGCCGCAAGGGAGGCGUCCUCGGCAGGCUCAAGCGCCUCGGACGAAAGCCCAAGGACUCCAACGACCAGCUCGGCCAGUCGCGCGACGGAGCUAACGCCGACGUCGUCCUCGGUCGCUCCUACGGCGCCGUGCGCGAGCUUCGCAGCCGUAAGAGCAUGGUAAAGCGUCCUGAGUCCGAACGCUCCACUCGCUCGAAAGACCGCGCCUUCUUCCGAAGAGGUGCUGCCACAGCCGCCGUCUCGUCCGGUGUAGCUGCCAGCGCAGCACGAUCUUCGGGACGCGGCAGCACUCUGAGCAACUCGGGCCGUGGCGGUUUCGAUGACGACUUUGACAGUGAGCUCGGCACCGCCAGACAGGGGUCCCGACUCCGCGGUCGCGGCCCACCCUCGACCAUCGCUACCGACCGCGGCACAGGCGAUGGCUCCGUCGUCGUGGUCUCUGACGUCCCUCCGCGCAUCACCACCCCCAUUGCGCUCCGAGAGGCCGAGAAUGCUCGCUCGCCAGAGCUAGUGGACCCCUACGCGUCACCUUCCACCAAUGAGCCGCAUGUACGAUCCAAGUCGCUCGCAGAGAGCGUUCAGCCCAGCGUGCUCGACAACAGCGAUACCGCCUCUGUCAUCCCUCCCUCCUCCCCGCUCAUUCCGCUCUCCGGACCGCUCAGCCACAGCGAUGCUGUCGUCCCGAGCCAGCGUCCUUCCAUGCAAUCCGUCAGAGACAAGGAGAUCGAUGACGAAACCAUGUCGCGAUCCCGAAAGCCAAGCAUGGACCUGCGCGCGGCUGCCGGCGGCGCACUCGGCGGUCUCGCCGCCAUGAUCGGCUUCGAUGCGCUGCGCGAGAACAAGAACGGACUGCCUCCCAAAGAUGACCCUGUAGCCACCGCUCUGGGUCUCACGGAUCAGUCGACCAGCUCCAAAGACGCUGGCCAGGCGAUUGAUUCGACCACAACGGCAACUUCUGCCGCUCCUGUCGAGCCCCCUGCCUCGAUCUCUGAUGCGACGCUCCUGCCGAGGAGGAAUCGCAGGAAGGGCAGCAAGGCAUCCGAUCUUCUUGGCAACAACGGCACUGCUUCCGGCACCGUUGCCGAUGGGGCCACAACGCAAGAGCAAGAUUCAGAACUUCCAUACGUCAUCAACGACGAUGCAGCGACAGAAAGAGCUACUCCUGCGCCUGCCCUGGCCGCACCUGCUGUGCUCGGCGCCGGUCUUGGUGGCUUGGCCGCCGCGGCUGCCGUCGCUACGGGCCACGAUGAUGCUGCCGACACGCAGGCCGACGCCAAGAAGAAGAAAAAGAAGAACAAGAAGAACAAGAAAAGGGGCACAGCCGCCGACGAACUUGCCGACGAACCGCAAACCGAGGUCGUCGAGCUUGCCGACGCCCCGCCAGCUCUCGCGCCCGUUCCUGCGGUCGAGCCGAUUCUGACUCGGGACUUCGCUACAGCCCCUUCUGCCACGGAAGGAUCCGAACUCGGCUUGGCUGACGACGAGGCCGGUCCACCUUCGUCGGUGGCUCCUGCGGGCGAGAAGAGCGGCUACGCACAGCUGGGCCUCGCUGCUGCGGCUGGGACACCAGUCGCCGCCGCCGCGGUCGUCGGUGGUCGAAGGUCCAAGACGUCCAAGCUGGCCAAAGGUGGCCGCGGCAUCGAGAAGCUCGCGCCCGUAGACGAGGACGACAACCUUGGCUACCGACGAACCAUCCCUGCCCCGGAGAAAGGCGGCUACCUCCUCACGCCGAGCAUCGCGCCGAGUGUCGCAGACCCCCUCGACGCUGGUCGCAGUGGCAUCGCUAGCUCUCGGGGCGACUGGCUCACCAAGGAUCUCUCGCCGCAGCAGACGCACUACUUCCUGCGCGAGCUCUCCGCUCGCGAGCUCCGUUGGGAGCUCGACCGCGCUUGGCUGCUGACCAGCUUCGAGAAGCCACAGCGCCAGUCGCGCCGUGCUCGCAAGGACUUCUCCGACAUUGAUGAGGACUCGCGCAUCAACGACUUUGACGAGUCCUCCGACGAAGACCUCCUUGCCGUGGACGAGGAUGAGGACGAGGAAGCUGUCUUCCGUCGCAGUCCCCAGCAGCUUGGCGCGCUGUACAACCAGACCAGCAUCCCGGAUCUUCCACUGCUGCGUUUCCUCUUCAAAAACGCCUUUUGCACCUUCCCGCUCUUUGUUGCCCCGGAGGACAAGGUCGAUCAGUACGUCGGCGGUCCACCAGACAAGGCGACGCUUGCGCGCACCUACUUCUUCACCGGCAUUCUGCCCCUCCUUCGUGCCAUCCAGACGCGCUCGCUGAGCGCCUGGGUUGACCGUCAUGGCGAGGGCGACGGCACACCCUUCAGCGCCGUUUCCACGACGGGCGCCCUUCGUCGUCAGCUGACCAAAUGGGCUGCGCGAUACGUCACCGCUGUCCUGCGCGUCGGACCCGGCGACCCCUACUUUGAGGACGAUGCGAUCCUUGGCAAGGAGUCCUGGCCGUGGCCUGCCUCAAACCUUCUGCCACCCGAGGCUUACUACGCCUUCCGCAAGCCUCUUGAUCGACUCAAGUACGGUGGCUAUGAGGUCGACAUUGUCGGUAUCCGUCGUCACACGCCGACCGAGCGAGAUUAUAUCAUUCGUCUUCGACGUCCGAACGCGCCGGACCAGUACGUUGUGCGCAACGACAACGAUUUCGAAGAGUUCCGACGAAACCUCGCCAAGGACCUCAAUCCUUUCGCGUUCGUCAAGUCCCUCCCGCGCACGCGUGGUCGUCCGGACGAGGGUGAGACCGACGAGGAGGAUGACAGCCCUUACGGCUCGGUCCGCUCGGAGAAGUUCAAUGCAGCCGGGCUCGGAUCGGCGGCGCUGUACAAGUCGCCCGUGGAUGCGCCUGGCCGCGACAGCGUGGACAGCCGACGACUUCGAGGUGGCGGACGCGACGGCCGCAGGCGCUACAGCUCCGGCGUGCGCGACGGCCGACCUCUUUUGGGCAGAGACGGUAUCGCAGCCGAUGAGGACAGUGAGGCUCUCGAAGACACUGCAGACGAGCUGAUCGACGAUGGCGACCGCUCCGACGCCACUUUGCAGCCCAGGCGUGGCCCCUCGCGCGCUGGCGCCGCACGUGGCGCUCCCGGGGAGACCACCCCGAAGACACGCAAGUCCCUGCUCUCCAUGGGCAAAGGCUCCUUGCGUCGUCUCGGCGGCAAGGACACGCCUCCGAUGGAUCGAUCGGGCUCGCUCCGACGAAAGGACGCAAGCGAUGGACCUCGUGGGGCUUCUAUGAGCCGGUCCGCAUCCAUGCAGCGCCGCCAGCCUCCCCCUCCUCCUCCCGCUGACCUCGAGACACGAGGCUCUCUGCGUCGAGCUCCACCCCGGGCUGGCGCCAUGGACUUCGAGGCCCGUCGUCAAAAGCUGCGUACAUGGCUCCGCGACGCACUCUCCAUCCGCGAGGCCGGCCACGGGGCAGAGACGCAAAACUUCCUCACAAUCGGUGGAUUCAUGGAGCGAAAUCUGCGCCGUACGGACCUCGAUGACAUCCAGGAGCGACGCCGCGAGGACAGGCACCGCCGCCAAGAGCACGAUCGCGAUGCGGCCGAGGCCGGCGACGAUGUCCACGAUCUGCGCGACGUGCGUGACGAGAUCUGGCUCGACUGCGUCGAAGGAGACGGCUUCCUCAAGAUGUACGAUGCGCUCCGCGAAACUCCCGACUACGCGCGACUGCCCCUCAACUACCAAAAGAUGGUCUCGUGGGGCAACCUGCAGACUGCACGCUGGCUCUACGGAGCCUUUGUGGCCGGCGACGAGUCCCGUGCCAACCUGGCCCGGGUGCAAGACGUGUACGAGUCGAUCCCGUGGAAGAAGCUUGCGUUCACGAUGAAGUCGCCCGUCGCGCAGAUGAUGCGCGCUUGGAGGGACCAGUUCCUGCGACGCGGCUUCCUGCAGGCCAUGCUGCACGUCGUCCUCGAGGACGAACCCGAGACCAUCGAGGAGGACCUGGUCGAGCUGCGAAGGGCGAUCGGAUCCGAGGUCAUGUUCCAGAAGCUGCGCGUGUUUGUCGAUUCGCCGGGCGACCUGAAGCGCCUCAUCCGCCAGCAUGCCGAGAAGGCCGGCGUCCCACUUGUCGCGGCCAUCGUGCGUGGCUCUGAGCAGCCCAAGCUGAACAGGGUCGAGGUGCAGCGCGUGAUGGAUGCGACGCAGGCCUACCAGGACUUUAUGAAGACCGUCCCGUCGGUCAACAAGAAGAACAACCACAAGGAGCCGGGCUACCUCUUGAUCACGAACCUGCAGCGCGCUCUGCGUCUGCUCUCGCUCCAGCGCGACGGCGCGCAGGUGCGUGGCAUGCUGCAAGAUCCGCUGAUUGCCGACGCGCUCUCGACCGUAUUCGAGCCGCUCAUGGAGGAGCUCAGGCGGCUGCACGGCGUCAAGGGCAUCGGAAAUGCGGUCAUGGACCUGCAGGCUUUCGUCGGCAAGCUCUUGGACCAUCUCACUGGCCUGCGUGCGCGCGUGGUCGACCCGCUGCACGCCGUCAACAGUAUCGCCGAGAUACUCGACGAUGCGGCUCCAUCGUGGUACGUGUUCUUGCGCCGCGCUGCGGAUGCGACGCCGACGGUGUUCAGCUUCUUCGCUUGGUUCCGUCAUCUGGCCAUGACCGUCGGUGCUGGGUCGGACGACCUUGCGCAGAUCUGGACCGAUCCGCCUGCGGCUCUCCAGCCCGAGGAUGACGACGGUCCUGACGGCGACCGUCAGUCGAUCAACGGCGACCAGAUGCCGGCUUACGAGGGGGCGCUGGAUCCAGCCACCAUGCGGGACAUCAACUCGCUCUCCGAGUACGGCCGUCGCAAGCGCAACCGCCAGAUGGAGAUCGCCUGCCGAUGGGCAGCUGGCGAUACCGAGGAGCACCAUCCCGUCCAGGUCCAGGGCGAUGGUCGCGGCAGGACUCGCACCGACCCGUACUUGCCGCGCGAGCCUCGCCCCGCUCGAAAGGCGCCCGGCCUCGACAGGUUCCGCAAGUCGUUCCGCGAGGCCAUCUCGGUCGCGCUCGACCGCUAG